AUGGAUAUUCAUAGUAAUCAUGGUGCAACUUCUGAAGGGAUUCUUGAGAAUGUAUGGGCCAAAAUUAUGAGCAGUGAUAGAGCAGAUGGAAGAAAAGGUGAUGCAGCAGAAUCUUCUAACUCUUGGGAAGAACUUCCUAACCUUGAUGGAAGAGAAGGGUCCAUGGAAAUUCUACAAAGACUUCCAAGUUUAGGGAGGUGGAUAUCAAUGGGAGCUGAUUUCUGGGAAGAAGUUUUAGAUGGUAUUGUUCUACCAAACACAACCAAUACAGAAGAUUCUAGCAACAACAAUUUGGAAAUUGGAGGUGCUGAUGAACGUACUAACAGGAUGGAAGAUGCUGUGAGAACAGAGAAGGCAGUUACAAAACACUACAGAGGAGUAAGGAGAAGGCCUUGGGGUAAAUAUGCUGCAGAGAUUAGAGACUCAUCCAAGAAAGGUGCAAGAGUUUGGCUUGGAACAUUUGACACGGCUGAAGAAGCUGCUUUGGCUUAUGACAAGGCUGCUUUGAAGAUUAGGGGUCCAAAGGCAUACCUUAACUUCCCACUUGAGAGGGUUACAAAGGCUUUAGGAUGUAACAACAAAGGAACUCAUCUUACUUGCACGUGCAUAGGUAACAAAGAAAAUUUGAUCAACUCCAGGAAGAGAGAAUCAAGGGAAAGGGAAGUGUUUGAUGAUGAUACGAUGAAUGAACAACCUGCAAGAAAAAAGCUGGAAUGCAUGGUAGAAAAUGAACUAGGUGUUUUUGUAUUUCAGGACCUGGGAACUGAUUACUUGGACAGUUUGCUGUCUUCUUUUUGA
Sphenostylis stenocarpa is the source of this 798-nucleotide messenger RNA. NCBI's taxonomy places the organism in Eukaryota, Viridiplantae, Streptophyta, Magnoliopsida, Fabales, Fabaceae. The record is from the annotation of a GenBank genome assembly.